UUCCACAUACGUUUCGCUUUAAACUCCAAUCAUGUCUCUCUUCACGUCUUUCUUAAGUUGCUUUGUUCCAAAAUCCAGCUCAAGGAUUAGUUCAAUCGAUGGUAGUAUCCCGAAAGGCUUGUCGUUGGAGAAGCCAAAAAGCAAAUCUGAAUCUCUUAGAGCUCCAAUCAUUGUAUCUUAUUUCCCCGUGCCCGUGGCUUCAAGGCUUUCGCGUUUGUAAGAACUAAGAAGUGUGGGAAGGUCAUUGGCAUAUUUGUUGUCAUGUGAGACUUUUUGUUUUGUUCCUUUUGUUCGGUUAUUUGCAAAUUGUAAUGGACCACCUACCUAGGUUUGAUAACAUCAUAUUUAGGUCUGGCAACAAAAUUAUAUGCUUUGUAUUCAAUCCAAAUAAAAAUUAAUAACGUUUACAUAUUUUGUAUAAUUUAAUCAAUCUUAGGAGGAUCAAGAGUGUGA
This is a messenger RNA of Brassica napus (rape), 453 nucleotides long. RefSeq lists its product as uncharacterized. The record is from RefSeq and is a predicted model, not a curated record. The coding region runs from base 32 to 220 and encodes 62 amino acids. NCBI's taxonomy places the organism in Eukaryota, Viridiplantae, Streptophyta, Magnoliopsida, Brassicales, Brassicaceae. The transcript has a single exon.